UUGGGGAUUUCACUUCAGAGCAAUACAAAAUUUUAUUCUAAAUGUGACUUUUACAAUAAAUUAGUAGUCAUCGUCGAUGGUGCGUAACAAAAUCACGAUAUGGCGAAUAAAGGUAUUUGCGAUGCUCGUUGUCAGGCGUUUCACGUUGCGAUGAUACAGAGAGAGGAGGCUGGACGUAUCAGAUGGUUUUUAAAAAAUCAACAGAAGUUAUUGGAUCGGUUGAAGAUUACCGAACCUGUAAAAGCAGUUGAAUUAUCCACGCCUGAGCCAGAAAAACAAUCGAGCACUAUACAUUUGAAGCCAUUACCAAAUUGGAGACCCGACAAAUCUGAUGGCUCUGUCGAUAUGAACAUUAUGAAACCAAUUGAUCCUCAAGUCAGGGCCACCCUGUACGAAGGUGCACCUAGCUUCAUAACUGCUGAAAAUUAUCUUAACAAAAGACUGAAAGAUAUGCCAGAAGAGCGUUUUUAUUAUCCGGAUUGCACAAAUUGGUUAUACGGAUGGCGACUCUCGGAUUAUCCACCUGUUCCACGAAGCAAAGUUGGACACACUAAUGUCAUGAUACGGGAAUUUUAUCAUGCGAAAAUGUCGAGUCUUCGGAAGGAUCCGGAAUGGUACCGGCCAUGUUUACGCACGCCAACGAAAUGCAACUCAUAGCUAAUAUUUUACAGUACGCCAAAAAUUGUAGCGAGUUUAUUGUCUACGUGAAUUCAUUACAGUACUAAAUAUUUAAUUAACUAAAUUUUCUCGAAGCAAUGAGUGCAGUUGUUUUUUAUAUCUAUAAAAUUGUUCUUCGGAUUCUCCUGAACAUGAUACUACACUUUAACAGUAUAACGUGCAUACGAAAGUAUGUUUAAAUAAUUAUUAAAAUGAAGAAGACAUCUAAACGUGCUAAUUGAUUACAUCAAACGUUGAAAAAAGAUAAACUUAAUUAAAGUUAUUUCCGAGAAAAAUUAUUUGUUGUACAUGCAAUGUCUCAGUUCUGGUAUUGUUCAUUCAUUAUUUAUAUGACAUAUUUGAUAAUUAUCAAUGAAACAUUGCGUGUGCAAUAGAACUUAUCGUAACACGAUUAAUUGAAUCAUCUCCACGUAGUAUAUAGAAUUUCAUAGAAAAGACACGAAUGAAAUUGCAACAUCUAAAGGUGGGAUUAAUGUAAGCACUUGUACGCCGUAGUUAUCUUUGUAAACAUUUCGCAUUUUUAUAAACAUAUCACGGAUUAUUUUAAAUCCAUCCGGCACGUUCAUUGAACGUUUUGAAAGACUUUUUGUGUGUUCAAGUAUAGAUAUCACGAGAUAAUGACAAAUAUAUUGUACUAUUAUUGCUUCACAAUGGAUGAUUUAAUUUUCAGUAUUGCAUCAUGCAUUUAUUAUCAUUUAGAUUCGUAUUAUACCGAACGAUAAGUAAUGUCAGUUUUUUUUUAAUGGUGUAUUUCUCACCCUAAUAAACUAUCAGACGAA
Megalopta genalis is the source of this 1457-nucleotide messenger RNA. Its product is annotated as protein SPMIP1. The record is from RefSeq and is a predicted model, not a curated record. NCBI's taxonomy places the organism in Eukaryota, Metazoa, Arthropoda, Insecta, Hymenoptera, Halictidae.